This is a messenger RNA of Zingiber officinale, 2068 nucleotides long. RefSeq names its product heparanase-like protein 2. The transcript is spliced from 10 exons. NCBI's taxonomy places the organism in Eukaryota, Viridiplantae, Streptophyta, Magnoliopsida, Zingiberales, Zingiberaceae. Gene Ontology annotation, cellular component: membrane; plant-type cell wall. The record is from RefSeq and is a predicted model, not a curated record. Gene Ontology annotation, molecular function: beta-glucuronidase activity. The coding region runs from base 330 to 1943 and encodes 537 amino acids.
ACUAAAUUACGAGCGGAGUGAGCAUACCUACCUUGUGAUGUUCUCCAAGUGCCAAACGGGACCACGAAGAAUAUGACAACGAAGCUGAACCGACGCCCACCGGAGUACGACUAAAUUGGACGAAUCUAUUCCCGGUUGACGCAAAUCCAGCCAACAACCGCACGGACUCCGAUCCCCACUGCUAGAUUGCGGAUGAGGCUUGUGAUGUAGGGGAAUUCCUUCUCGCAGCCAAGGCGGCGCCUCUUCCUCCUCCUCCCCUCCCAGAGAAAAAGUUUGUCUUUUUUUCUUCCAAAGAUAAAUUGAAUCUCACGCCAAUUGCAGUUGCAGGCAUGAUUCUUCAGUUUCUUCUGUCUGCCCUCUUCCUCAUCGCCGGAAGUUUAGCUGAAGAAUCCCCAGAUGUCACGCUCACAGUCAGAGGAUCUGCUUUGGCAGCUGAGAUCGACGACAGUUUUGUGUGCGCGACUCUCGAUUGGUGGCCUCCUGAGAAAUGCAACUACAAUCAGUGCCCAUGGGGACAAGCCUCAGUUCUCAAUCUGAACUUGACUCACCCACUCCUAGCUAAAGCCAUCCAAGCUUUCGAUCCUUUGCGGAUACGCAUCGGAGGAUCACUGCAAGACCAAGUGAUGUACGGAGUUCCCAGUUUGGAGUCUUCAUGUCUUCCUUUUUCCAAGACGAGCGGCGGCUUGUUUGGCUUUUCUCAAGGGUGUUUGACCCUGGCGAGGUGGGAUGAGCUAAAUCUUCUAUUUGAGAAGGGAGGUGCAAUCGUCACAUUUGGUUUGAACGCACUGAAUGGGAGGCAGCGUCUCAGCAGUGGAAUGUGGGUAGGCGACUGGAACUCCACAAAUUCUCGUGAUUUCAUCGAGUACACGAUUUCAAAAGGAUAUCAGGUCGAUUCAUGGGAAUUCGGUAAUGAAUUGAGUGGUCGAGGUGUUGGAGCAAGGGUCAGUGCUCAACAAUAUGCACAAGAUGUGAUUGCACUUAAAGCCCUCCUGGAGGAAUUGUAUCGAGAUUCGUAUACACGGCCGAUCCUUGUUGCUCCUGGAGGAUUCUUCGAUCAGCAAUGGUAUGCUCAGCUUCUUCAGGAUUCAGGUUCAGGAGUCAUCGAUGCCUUGACACACCAUAUAUACAAUCUAGGUGGAGGUGACGACUCCCGUAUCGAAAGUAGAAUACUAAACCCUGGAUACUUGAGUCAGAUAACUAGUACAUUCCAAAACCUCCAACAGACAAUAGAAAGUCAUGGACCAUGGUCGACUGCUUGGGUUGGUGAAGCAGGGGGUGCAUACAACAGUGGAAGUCGUCGUGUAUCGAACAAAUUUCUCAAUAGCUUUUGGUACUUGGAUCAACUUGGUAUGGCAUCAAAGUACAACACCAAGGUUUAUUGUAGGCAAACCUUAAUCGGCGGAAACUACGGCCUUCUUGACACAAACACUUUCAUCCCGAAUCCUGAUUACUACAGUGCAUUGCUGUGGCACCGGCUGAUGGGGAAGGGAGUUCUAUCCAUCAAUAUGAGUAGCUCAUCGUAUUUGCGAGCCUAUGCCCAUUGCGCGAAAGGAAAGGCAGGCAUAACUCUGCUCCUGAUCAACCUUAGCACAUUCACCAAGUUCAGUGUGAGCAUCCAAAAUGAUCUCAACCUCAUUCUUGCCGAGGGAGGAGGCGUUCAGUUGGACAGUGCCUUCAUCCAGAGCCUGAAGGAAGCAGUCUCCUGGAUCGGGAGGAAAGCAUCAGAUGAAUCAGUGGAGAGAGAGGAGUACCAUUUAACUGGGAAAGGCGGAAACCGUUUGAGCCAAACCAUGCUGUUGAAUGGCAAUCCGCUGGAGCUUCUUGAAGGAGAGAUUCCUGAGUUGGAUCCUGUGUAUGUCCCAGCCAACUCCCCUGUGGAGAUUGAUCCCUUGUCUAUAGCAUUUGUGGUCUUUCCCAACUUCGAAGCUCAAGCUUGUAGUUGAUGAGUUUGGCCAAUUUUUUUUUUAAUUUGAGAUUUCAAAGAUUUGGUUGUGGAUCAAAGGAGUUGUUAUGUAAGUUGUUGACAUGGAUAAUAUAAAAGUGCAAUGUUAUAAAAAAACAGAUAGUU